This is a messenger RNA of Astyanax mexicanus (Mexican tetra), 2015 nucleotides long. Its product is annotated as akirin-2. The coding region runs from base 763 to 1332 and encodes 189 amino acids. Gene Ontology annotation, biological process: positive regulation of transcription by RNA polymerase II; positive regulation of innate immune response. Gene Ontology annotation, molecular function: transcription coregulator activity. The transcript is spliced from 5 exons. The record is from RefSeq and is a predicted model, not a curated record. Gene Ontology annotation, cellular component: chromatin; nucleus. NCBI's taxonomy places the organism in Eukaryota, Metazoa, Chordata, Actinopteri, Characiformes, Acestrorhamphidae.
GAAGUAGUUAGUUAGCUUAGUGUGUUUAUUCUAAUUGGACAUAUCAACAAUACUCAUUUUGCUAAAGAGGUUUUUGAAUGUGGUUAACUUUAGUUCAGGACCUCCAGUGAGGUGAAGUGUGGGAAACACUCCAAGAGGUGGCAGUAACAGACUUUCAGCUCUGGGUUUAACGGGUUAUAUACGUUUCCUGUCCAGAGAAAGGAAGAAGAGAAAGGACCUAUCGUUAACGGCAUGUGGAGAAAAAACAAACCGUGUGUGUGGAGAGAGAGAUAAAGCCUUUUAGAGGGGAGCGCUGAACCUCGCAGUGCUGUGUCCGUGUACUGUGUGUUUGCGUGGGCCAGAGUAGCUAACCUAGCUAACUAGCUAUAGGUCUUUAGUUGAGUCUCAGCGGGGAUUCGCUGCGAUUUCUCGGGCGUAGCCUGUUUAUAGUCUGAUUUGUGAAAACAGGUAACCGGCUGGUAGCUAGUUUGCUAACCAUCGGUAACCCAAGCUAGAAACGGCGACUGGAAGGCCCUGACCGGCUUAGUUAGCUAACGGUUUUUUAGCUAGUUAGCUGGCUAGCUAUCGCUAGUUAGCCAGGUUAGCCUAGCUUGCAGACUGGAAAGGACAUUUAUUUAUUUUGCUAGGUAGUUAGCUAUCAGCUAAUUUAAUCUACUAGUAAUUAGUUAAAUUAGCUAAGCUAGGAUAGCUAACUUGUUAGCUCCCCUUAGCUGAACUGUUGCCUUCAUUUUAACGUUACCGUGUUUACUCGACUCAGCUGCAAUGGCUUGCGGGGCUACACUGAAGAGAACCAUGGAUUUCGAUCCGCUGCUGAGCCCCAGCUCGUCUAAAAGAAGAAGAUGUACCCCGAUGUCUUCAUCAUCAUCAUCCUCCUCCUCCUCCUCUUCAUCCCCCAGAAAAUACCUCCGCCAUGAGCCGUCCCCUUUCGGAGAGGUUUCGGCCACACUCACCACAGAGCAAAUCCUUCAUAACAUAAAGCAGGAGUACAAACGCAUGCAGAAAAGGAGACAUUUGGAGGGCAGUUUUCCACAGAGUGAAGCUUGCUGUUCCCUUGAGUCUCAGUCUCAUUCAUCUAUUUUAGGUGGUUCCAGCUUUCCAGAUACGUCCUCUGGAGCUGUGUCACCAACAAGAAGAGAACAGCCACUCUUUACUUUAAGGCAAGUGGGGAUGAUCUGUGACCGUCUCUUGAAAGAACGUGAAGAGAACGUCAGAGAAGAAUAUGAGGAGAUUCUGACUUCAAAAUUGGCAGAACAAUAUGACACCUUUGUGAAGUUUACACACGAUCAGUUAAUGCGGCGGUUUGAAGAACAGCCGGCUAGUUAUGUGUCUUGAAAACACCACCUCAUCGCCAAGAUGCUAUUCAACUUCAGAUUGCUGCAGUUUGCGCUGAAUGUCUAUUGAUUACACCACAGACCCGGUUUGAAAUACAACUGCUACAGCGUCACGCUGACAGAGGCUGCCUUUAGAAUUUGUCAGUUAAUAUUAUUGUUCCUUGUGAACCUGGGUGCUUCCUCUUGUAAAUGUAUACGGACCUUUUAUGUCUGUUAUUCUACCAGUGGCCUACUUAUAAUAUAUACCAUGAGCCUUCUCUCACAUUUUGCUCGCAUUCCAGAAUAGAGUUUGUUACUAGUACACAAGUUAUCAAUGCAGAUUACUGUGCAUUAUUUUCUGAACAGUCGUUUCACAUGUGACAUUUGUUAUUAUUAAGAUGAAGAAAUCUGUAUACCUCUUGCCAAGAUUUCCCAGUCCUAGUCCUUGAGAACAGUAUGCUACAGAGCUUAGUAUUUUAUCUCUUUUUAACACUCUUUAUACAGAAUACGUUAGAUGAGCCAAACCAGAUGAGAGUGGACUAAGUUGCAGAUUGCUGCGGUUCUCCAGGAUUGGGAUUAGAAAACGUUUCUGUGUUAUGUAUAAAAUUAGUUCCUGAGAUUUCCUAAAUCACUCUCUUCUUUUUAUUUUGCUUUACUCUGUAUUGAUAUAGACAAACCCAAGCAUUAAAUCAUUUUAUUAAUAAA